Eurytemora carolleeae is the source of this 843-nucleotide messenger RNA. RefSeq names its product alcohol dehydrogenase class-3. Gene Ontology annotation, biological process: formaldehyde catabolic process. The transcript has 11 exons. Gene Ontology annotation, molecular function: S-(hydroxymethyl)glutathione dehydrogenase [NAD(P)+] activity; zinc ion binding. Gene Ontology annotation, cellular component: cytosol. Bases 303 to 806 code for a protein of 167 amino acids. The record is from RefSeq and is a predicted model, not a curated record. NCBI's taxonomy places the organism in Eukaryota, Metazoa, Arthropoda, Copepoda, Calanoida, Temoridae.
UUCAAAGUUGGAGACAAGGUUGUGCCCUGUGGGUUACCUUGGUGUGGAGACUGCUACGCCUGCAAUCACAAGAGAGGAGCCAAAAGUUAUAUUCUUUUUUUGGUUUGGGAACUUUCUGUGAAUAUAUUGUUGUUCAUGUGUCUCAGUUGGGAAAGGUAUCUCCUGAGACUUGUCUGGAGAGUUUAGCGCCUCUAGGGUGUGCUGUUUUGACCGGCUGGGGGGCAGCUGAAGCAGUAGCUGGGGUCAAACAGGCUGAUAAGGUGGCAGUGUGGGGGGCCGGGGCUGUCGGACUUUCAGCAAUCAUGGCCUCAGCAAUUGCCAAGGCGGAGACAAUUAUAGCUGUAGAUAUUGAUGCAGAUAAACUUGAAACAGCUCUACAGUUUGGAGCUACUCAUACUCUUCUAGCAGAUGUGGAUACACCACAUAAAAUCUUCCAGAUUUGCGGAAGCGGAGUUGAUUUUGCCUUUGAAUGCAGUGGUAGCCCAAAAGCCAGAGAACAAGUGAUACAUUCGAUACAGACUGGAUGGGGUGUAGCAGUCAUGAUUGGAUUAUCUCCGCAAAGUGCUGUCAUUAGUAUUCCACCAAAUGUGAUAAUUGGACAGGGGAAGACCGUCCGUGGAACUGUAUUUGGUGGUUGGAAAAAUCCUAAAGAGGCGCUGACAAAACUAGCGGAUAGUUUUACAAAAAACAGUGUCCCAGAUAUACAAGGUCUUAUAUCAUCAGAGAUCAAGUUAAAGGAUGUGGGGUCAGCUCUUCAAACACUGAUAAAAUCUAACAAACAUUGUAGAAUACUGAUAAGAUUUUGAUUAACUUGUAAAAUAUUAUAAAUUAUUGCAAAUUAAA